UUGGCUGUGGCACUACGCGAGGGAUGCCUCGUGUGCAAUACCAUCAUGACAUGGAAUUCGCAACCUUCAGGAAUCACUAUCAUCUGCACAGAUUAGCGCUAGAGCCGCAGUUUUUCCACUUGCAACAGCACUUCUUCAGAUUCUCGGAGCCGCUGGAACUGAGCACAGUAUCUCCUCUGGACUUGAGCUUGAAGACCCACCACAACCAGUCACCGAUUACCCCACCAUGUACCCCUUCACCGGGAAGUAAGAAGAGCCUCGGAUCGCCAACUCCGGAAAUACCAGCUAAGAAACUAAAGUUGACACCGGCCACUCCGUCGAAGAAAAACAAAGCUACAAGGAAACUCAAUUUUGACGAAGACAACAGCUCUCCCGUUUCUGGAACUAUCAUCCGCGAAUUGCGGCCUGACGAAAACUUGGUAGUGAGGAAAGGAGACAUCGAUCCCGCCUUUAACGUCGUCGAAAUUACCGAAGAAGCGAAAGCAGAGUUGGCGAAAAUCGAAAAUGUUAUCGGUGAUUACGUAUGUCGUCUUUGCAAAGAGCUCUACGAGGAUGCUUUCGGGCUGGCCCAGCAUAGGUGUUCGAGAAUCGUCCACGUGGAGUAUCGAUGUCCUGAAUGUGAUAAAGUUUUUAAUUGCCCUGCGAAUCUGGCAUCGCACAGGAGGUGGCACAAACCUCGACCAAUCAAAGAGUGUAAGCAAGAGGAGGCUGGAGAUUCGGAAGAUUCUGCUGAACAGUUUCCUUGCAGUGAGUGUGGUAAACGUUUCCGGAGAAUCGCCUACCUGAGGAAACAUCAAGCCAUCCACCAGAUUGAAUGACAACGGCUGGUUCCGGUUAGGCCCAUCCCAAGAUUACCGCCCCGUCUCUGGAGGCCACCCCCGCUGCCACCGAUCUGCAGCAGUCAAGAAUCGACAGCUUUUUUCCCUGAGAGGUACGUCCCUAGCAUUACGUGGAUGAAUAAUUUCUGAGAAAAUUGUAAAUAAUGUAAAUUUAUUUGUAAAUUGUACAUAUAUUUAUUGAUUCGCCUUGGACGGUGUGAAAAGAGGGAAUAUUUGUGAUUUACAUGAUACCAUUUAAUAGUUAAGAUCAUUUUUCGGUUUCAAUUCAUAGUGGAGACAAUUUUGAUAGUUAUCAUUCAGAGCAAUUGUAUAUAUAUCUUUAUCAAAAAUGUGUAAAUUGUACAUAUACUUAUUGGGUUGA
Leptinotarsa decemlineata (Colorado potato beetle) is the source of this 1200-nucleotide messenger RNA. RefSeq names its product transcription factor egl-46. Gene Ontology annotation, biological process: neuron differentiation; negative regulation of transcription by RNA polymerase II; regulation of cell cycle process. Gene Ontology annotation, cellular component: nucleus; transcription repressor complex. The record is from RefSeq and is a predicted model, not a curated record. NCBI's taxonomy places the organism in Eukaryota, Metazoa, Arthropoda, Insecta, Coleoptera, Chrysomelidae. Gene Ontology annotation, molecular function: DNA-binding transcription repressor activity, RNA polymerase II-specific; RNA polymerase II cis-regulatory region sequence-specific DNA binding.